AUGGUCCCGUAUUCGAUACCGAAAUCAGAUGUAGGGGCGUAUCACGCGGAUUUCGGGCGCGUAUUUCGACGUUUUCCGGCGGUCGCGAGGGUGGCGAGGCGCACGCGGAUCUACGCGGAAACGCAGCGGGCUUUAAGCGAUGCAACGUGCGUGUCGCACGCGCCGCGGGUCGACAGUACGGAGCGGUGCGUGUGCAGCCAGCGAUGCAUCGGCGCUAUCAAA
Messenger RNA from Iphiclides podalirius (scarce swallowtail), 222 nucleotides. The record is from the annotation of a GenBank genome assembly. NCBI's taxonomy places the organism in Eukaryota, Metazoa, Arthropoda, Insecta, Lepidoptera, Papilionidae.